Molecule: messenger RNA, 1815 nt
Organism: Acomys russatus (golden spiny mouse)
Lineage: Eukaryota; Metazoa; Chordata; Mammalia; Rodentia; Muridae
Product: poliovirus receptor-like
Exons: 9
Coding region: 1-1815 (604 amino acids)
Biological process (GO): susceptibility to T cell mediated cytotoxicity; cytoskeleton organization; fusion of virus membrane with host plasma membrane
Cellular component (GO): apical junction complex; plasma membrane; focal adhesion
Molecular function (GO): cell adhesion molecule binding
Source: RefSeq, a predicted model, not a curated record
AUGACAGCAUCGUCAAAAGAGUGGCCACAGGCGCCCAGUGUGGAAAUGCCUCAGAAGGAUUCAAGAAAAUCCAAAGAUUUCCAGGAGACCUGGAAAAUUCAGAAAUUAAUUCAGACCCCAGAGCGGACCUGGGGUUUGACCACGCCUGCGCAAGAGGCGUGCCACUCCCGCGCGCCGCCGGGACUCAAGCAGUCCGCUCCCAGCUCUUUGAGAGACCAGACGCUUCCGCGGAGCUGCCGGGAUCCCUGUGGACCGAGAAGACCAUCGCCCCCACCCCUGAACCGUAUGGCCCACUCCACCCGUCCUUCCCUGUCGCGGGUGUCGCGGAUGCUGCUGUCGGCGCUGCUGCUGCUGCCGUUCUACUGCGCGCCUGGAAGAGCGAGUGCCAUCGUCGCCGUGCAGGUGCUCCCCAAUGCGACUGGCUUCUUGGGCGAGUCUGUAAACUUGUACUGUAGUCUGGCUUCUGAGAAUGAUACGAAAAUCUCCCAGAUAACGUGGAUGAGGAAGAUGCCAGAUGGAAAUAGCCGUCCCGUCGCCGUCUUCAGCCCCACGAAGGGGCCCAGCAUCCCUGAGUCAGAGAGGGUGAGAUUCUUGUCUGCCAAGCUGCAAGAGGACCUGAGAAACGGGUCUCUGUCCAUCUCGCACUUGCGUGCUGAAGAUGAAGGCAGUUAUGAGUGCCACUUUACCACGUUCCCCACAGGAAGCAAAGGUGAUGCUGUCCGGCUACAGGUGCUUGGUAAGUGUUGGGGUGAGGAGAAGGAACCCCCGGGGCCCGGAGGAGCAUGGAACUGCCUGUGGACAAGCCUGGUAAUGGUUCUUGCAGCCCGACCUAAGAACACCGCAGAGGUCCUGAAUCCCAACUCCACCUCAAGGCUGCAGGACGUGGCUAAAUGCGUCUCCAGCGGUGGUCGCCCUCCGGCACGGAUCACUUGGUCCUCGCCUGUGAACGGAACCAUCCGUGAAAUUCAGAAAGAAGGGCCCGAGCCGGGCACCACAACAGUCAUCAGCUCCAUCGCCAUGGAACCCACGAGCCAGGAAGAGAGCAUGAACAUCAUCUGCAGGGUGGAGCAUCAAAGCCUCCAGGAGCCUGACAUGCUGAAUAUGACCCUCACCCUAAACUACGCACCCAAGGUGUCCAUUUCUGGCUAUGACAACUUGCACAUUGGCCUCACUGACGUGGUCCUGACCUGUGAAGGUCGCAGCAAACCAGAGCCCAUCAGCUAUGAGUGGAGCACGACCACAGGUCCCCUGCCCACCUCCGCUGAGCCCCAGGGCAACCGGCUCCGAAUCGCCACCUUGGAUGGUCUCAAUAACACCAUCAUUGUGUGCAACGUCACCAACGCCCUAGGGUCCAGGCAGGCCCAAGUGACCAUCCUACUUAAAGGUAAGCGCUGUCCUCAGAAAAGGAGGGGGGAGAGUAUACAGGGUGGCCCGCAGGGAUGGAAUAUGUCUGAGGAUGGUGGCAAAUCAGAGGUCACAGACUUUACCAGCCCAGAGAACCACGAGAUGCCCAAAGAAUCAAGCUUAGGCGCACGGUUUAUUGGCAUCAUCAUUGGCACCAUCGGCAUCAUCAGCAUCAUCGUCCUCAUUAUAAUAGUGUUCUGGAGACGACGAAGAUGCAAUUGGGGUCAUUUUUCGGAGCGGUCCAGGCCCAAAGAGGAAGAUAAAUCCUGCUCUGUACCUCUGAACGGCAGCCUUACCCAGAACAUGGGGACAGACAGUAUGAGUGACAGUGCCGCGGAAGACAGAACCAAGGAGCCCGAGUCCCCAGCAACUGGAACCCCAACUCCAAUAGAUGAAGAAACCUCUAAAUAG